Molecule: messenger RNA, 3974 nt
Organism: Sorex araneus (European shrew)
Lineage: Eukaryota; Metazoa; Chordata; Mammalia; Eulipotyphla; Soricidae
Gene: FBF1
Product: Fas binding factor 1
Exons: 30
Coding region: 311-3577 (1088 amino acids)
Biological process (GO): establishment of epithelial cell polarity; cilium assembly
Cellular component (GO): centriole; ciliary basal body; ciliary transition fiber
Source: RefSeq, a predicted model, not a curated record
AGUCUGGCGCGGGCGGCGCGGGAGGCGGGCCAGGGGGUGACCGCGUCCAGGUGCCCAGAGAGGCCGCGGGGUCGGGCAUCGCCAGGGAAACGGGUCCCCGUUAGCGGGUGGGCCGGGUUCCCGCCGGGUGAAGUCAGAGUGACCAGUGACCACAUCCGCUCUUUGGGCCAGACUCGGCCGUAAAGUGCUCGCGUUGGCGGGAGUGCAAGCAUCUUCUUUCGGAGCUGGGCACCGCGGGUGCGGGGGAGGGCACGUCUGACGCGGGCAGAGUUCCAAUGGCAGCAUCGCCCGCCAGCGCCAGAGCCUUGAGAUGGCGCCCAAGGCCAGGAAGGGACUGAAAGGCUCCAUCGACGACGUCCUGGGGGGUCUGCUGGAAGAUGACGGCAGCCCCCUGGAGCAGCCCGUCAGGCUCACUCCCCAUCCCGAGAGGCCCAGAGCCGGGUCCCUCCUGGGAGCCAGUGCCCUCGGUGCCGUGGCGGGCCUGGCCGAUGCUAAGGCGCAGGAUUCUGAUGUCUCUGAGGCGGACCCCCAGGACUUGCUUCAGUCCCUGGACCUGGACGAGAUGGACGCUGACCUCUUAGGGCUGCGGAAACCAGCGCUGGCGCCCGGUCGAGCAGCCACCAAGGGGCCUAGGGAGGAAGAGCUGCCGGGUCACCGCCAGGCAGCGGGGGGCGCCAUUCCCAGCAAGAAGCCGCCUGGAAAGUUCUCCUUUGAAGACGUGGAGGAUCCCCUGGCAGGGCUCCUCUCUGACGUGGAGGACGGCGCCGAGAAGCCUCUGGUGGAGACGGAAAUCCCAGCCCCGGUCCGGGAUCCAGGCCCCUCUGUGCCCCUGACGCCGGGCGAGACCCCCGUCCGCAAGAAGCAAGACUUGUUUGAUGACGGGGAUGACGUCAUGGCGACCCUGGAGUUCGGAGACAGCCCCCCGGCGGAGCGGAGGCCCCUGGGGGACCAGGAAGCGCCCCGCCCCGCGCGCUCCAAGCUGGACGAGCUGCUGGGCCGGAGCCCCGCUGCCGCCCUCCUGGGCCGCCCGGCCACUGGGGAGCGCCGCGAGUUCAAGCUGGACAAGAAGUACCAGCGGCCACAGGCCAGCCCUGGUGGCAGCUCCCCGGCCCCCACGCCCGCAGACAAGGCAGAGCCGUGGGCCAACGAGGACUUCACCUUCGGGGCAUACCAGCCCACCGUGGGCUCCGCCCGAGGCCGCCAGCCACGCCGGCAGUCGGUCAGUAGGUUCUCGGAGGGCGGCGCGGACCCCCAGGGAGAGCCAGGCCCCGGCCCCGCACAGCCCCGGAAGGGAGGUGCCGACUGGCUGGGCCUCAAGGACGAUGACGGGGACCUGUCCCCCACCGGCCCCAGCAUGGACGCCGGAGGGGCCCUGCCCCCUGCAGGGAGCCAGCGGGCACCCCCCGGCCGGCCCACCUCGGGGCCACGGGCACCCACCCAGAGCCCGGCGUCCCCGACCAAAGGCGGCCCGGCUCCCCGGCCCGGAGCGUCGGACGCCGAGGACACGGAGGAUUGGCUGAGCCACGCUCUGUCUCGGAAGCGGGCGCAGGGCCUGGCCAGAGACGACCCCGCGGCCGCCUCCAGGGGCCCCAGCUCUGCCGCCGGCCCUCCCUACUCGGCCAGCCCACGCAUGGCCAGUGCGCCGAAGGGGGUCCCAGAGACGGCACUGCAGGAGCCGCCCGCCAGGCCAGCACCCCUGGGGCCGUCCGCGCCCCGCAGGCAGGCUGCCGCGGCCCCCGGUGCAGGGGACCCGGAGCAGGGCGCCGCGCCCGGACGCCUCCCCAGCCCAGAGCCCGCGGGAAGCAGCCGGAGCCUCCUGGAGCCCGCAGAGCCCUCUGUGCCUUCCCAGCCCCUGCGCAGCCUGGUGCCGGCCCCUGGGUCGCAGAAGCAGCUUCCGGCCGCGCAGGCCCAGCUGCAGGGGGGCGCGGCCGAGCUCCAGGCCCAGCUGCUGCAGAGCCAGGCCCGGCAGGCCGAGCUGGAGACCCAGGUGCGGAAGCUGGAGCUGGAGCGCGAGCAGCAGCAGCUGCUGCUGGAGAGCCUGCAGCGGCGCCACCAGGCCGACCUGGAGCUCCUGGAGAGCGCGCACAGAAACCGCCUCAAGGUCCUGGAAACGUCCUGCCAGCAGCGGGAGGAGCGGCUGCAGCGGGAGAACCAGGAGCUGUCGGCCCGGUGCCUGGCGCACAGCCAGGAGGCCGAGCAGGCCUGCGCCGAGCUCAGCGCCCAGCACCAGCGGCGCCUGGCCGCCACCCUGCAGGAGAAGGACCAGGAGCUGGAGCGGCUCCGGGAGCUGCAGCGAGCCUCCAUCCUGGAGAUGCGCAAGGACCACGAGGAGCAGCUGCAGCGACUGAAGCAGCUGAAGGACCGUGAGAUCGAUGCCGUCACCAGCGCCACUUCCCACACGAGGUCCCUGAAUGGCGUCAUCGAGCAGAUGGAGGUGUUCUCCAACAACCUGCAGGAGCUGUCCUCGCGCGUGGAGGCCUCGCACCUCACAGCCACGCAGGAGCGGGAGUUGGGCAUCCGGCAGCGGGACGAGCAGCUCCGAGUGCUGCAGGAGAGACUAGCCCGGGAGCAGCGGGACAUGGAGGAGGAGCGGAGCCGGCUGCAGGAGGUCAUCGGGAGGAUGGAGACGCGCCUGAACGAGCAGAGCCGGCAGCUGGAGCAGGAGCGCUGGCGGAUGAGCACUGAGCAGUCCAAGGCGGAGUCCAUGCAGCGCGCUCUGGAGGAGCAGAGGAAGGCCCUGGGCCAGCAGAUGGCCAUGGAGAGGGAGGAGCUGGAGAAGGCCAAGAGCGCCCUGCUGCAGGAGCAGAAGUCUGUCAUGCACAAGUGUGGGGAGGAGCGGCGGCGCCUGGCGGCCGAGUGGGCCGAGUUCUUUGCGCAGCAGAAGCUGAGCAAGGAGCGGGCUGAGCGCGAGGUGGAGCGGGCGUUGCAGGUGGACAGCCAACGGGAGGGCACCCUCCUCAGCCUGGCCAAGGAGCAGGCAGAGCUCAAGGUCAGGGCCACGGAGCUGCGGGCCAAGGAGGACCAGCUGGCAGCCGAGCGGGAGGCGCUGGAGCGGGAGCGGCAGGAGCUGCGGCUGGAGAAGGAGCGGGUCAGCGCUGCCGCCCUGCGCCUCCGGCUCCGCUCCGAGGAGGUGGAGAGCAUGAGCCAGGUGGCAUCCGAGAAGUACGAGGAGGGGGAGCGGGCGCUGCGCGAGGCCCGGCACAUGCGCUCCGAGCAGCAGGCCCGGCUGCAGCUGGUGCAGCAGCAGCAAGAGCGGCUCCGGCAGCAGGAGCAGCACAUGCACCAGGAGCACCUGAGUCUGGCCCAGCAGAGGCUGCAGCUGGACCGUGUCCGACAGGACCUGCCCUCCUGCCCUGCAGGGCUGCUCCCCAAGGCCCUGAGCCCCACAGCGCCCAGCCUGAGUGCCCUUGCCGUGCCUGCUCCUAAGCCACCAGCCCCCGGCCCCGCACACCUUCAAGCCAAGCUGCUGCUGCUGAGACAUGCAGCUGAGCAGGACCACGACUUCUUGGAGAAUGAGCAGUUCUUCCUGCAGACCCUCAAGGCCGCCCCCUACAACCUGAGCACCCACUCGGCCUGAGGCAGCCGCCUCGAACCAUCCAGGCCUGCGACACCCCUCCCGGGGCAGAGGCCCAGAGGUGCCCGGGGAGCCACUGCCCCAACUCGGCUGGGCCACUCAGAUGCCUCCGUGCGCACCCCGGUGGGGCCACAGUGCCUCUCAGAGCCUCCCCUUCCUGGGAGCCAGUUUCGGGAGACAGGCGCAGCCGCCACGGAAGUGCCUUUCCCCUCCUGCGGGGUCCGAGCGCAGCCUGCUUCUGAGGAGGGGGGCUGCAGCUGCGUCCGGGGAGGGGAAGUUUACCCCUACCCCCCAGCCAGGGGGAGCAGGGGGAGCAGCCCUGCCACCCACCAGGGCGACCUGUGCCCAGCCCACUGGGACAGAUGGACUCGAAUAAAACCAGUCGUUCCUAAAGCGGCUU